GCAGCGGUGACCAACCGUGACCCGUGACCGUGACCCGCGCCCGGCGGCGGCGGCGGCGGCAGAGGCAGACCAGCAUCAGUCGCGGCGGCGGCGGACACACAGCGAUCAAUUGGCAAUGGCGACCGUCUGCAUCGGCGAGAAAAUAAAGGACUUCAAGGUUUUAACGCUGCUCGGGAAGGGCUCGUUCGCUUGUGUUUAUCGAGCAAAAUCCGUGAGCACUGGUCUGGAGGUGGCAAUAAAAAUGAUUGACAAAAAGGCCAUGCACAAAGUGGGAAUGGUACAGAGAGUCCGCAACGAAGUGGAGAUUCAUUGUCAGUUGAAGCAUCCAUCUAUCUUGGAGCUUUACAACUAUUUUGAAGACAACAAUUAUGUCUAUUUGGUACUGGAAAUGUGCCACAAUGGAGAGAUGAGCAGAUAUUUAAAGAACAGGAAGGCUAAUUUUGCAGAGGAUGAAGCUCGACAUUUCAUGCAUCAUAUUAUUACUGGAAUGCUGUACCUUCACUCGCAUGGUAUAUUGCAUCGGGACCUCACUCUUUCUAAUCUUCUACUUACAAGUGACAUGAACAUAAAGAUUGCCGAUUUUGGAUUGGCUGCACAGCUCAAAAUGCCCAAUGAAAAGCAUUUCACCAUGUGUGGCACCCCCAAUUACAUUGCACCAGAGAUCGCGACUCGCGGUGCUCAUGGUCUUGAAUCUGACGUAUGGUCUCUUGGGUGCAUGUUUUAUACUUUUCUGGUUGGAAGGCCACCAUUUGACACUGACACUGUUAAAAACACACUAAAUAAGGUGAUGCUGGCAGAUUAUGAAAUGCCAACAUUUAUUUCAAAUGAAGCUCAAGAUUUGAUCUAUCAGCUGCUUCGAAAAAAUCCAGCCGAUCGCAUCAGUCUUUCUAGUAUAUUGGACCAUUCGUUCAUGAUGAAAUGCCCUACAUCCAAAAGUAAAGAUCCAAGAUCUGUAGAGAACUCGAUGGAUAGUGGGCAUGCCACAAUUUCAACUGCAUUUACCACAGGAACUGGAUCUUCAGGCACGAGUGCGUCAGGACGCCUACAUCAGAGGACAAAACAAGUCAUAGGACAGUUUCUUCCGAAUAAAAUAGCAGUCAUCACUUCACACAAUAGUAUUAAUGAUACUUCAUCCCAAGGAUUCAGUGCUGUAUAUAAUGAUGGAAGAGUACAAAAUACUGAAAUUAACAAAAGUGGUAGAGGAAGAGCUGUACAACAUGGAGACGAUGAACGACCUCACUCUCGAUGGCUUCGAAGGGCACACUCCACUGAUAGAUCUGGUAACUUUCAAAAUCAGAUUCCAGAAAAGCCAAACAGCAGCAUGGAACGUUGUCAGUCUGUUGAUGCACUGUCACAGUCAAUCAGACAUGGAGUGCACAAUCCUGCAAACUUAUAUCGAGAUGAUUAUGCAAAUAUUCCACAGUUUAAUAAAGGACUUUCAGAUAAUGUUGGGACUCGUGAUAAGCUCGCUAUGUCUCCUCCUGUUAAGCAGUCCACAAACCCAAACUUUACUUACCAGCCUAUUUCCAGUGGGCCACUCUUAGAGCAGAUAUCACAGGUCGGGCCAAUACAACACUGGUUUGAAAAUGGCCAGCCACAUCAUGCUUCAUUCAGAAAACCAAUGGAUAUCAGCACUACCAAUAGUUCUGGUGGCAAUUUCCAUAGUGAAAGAAAGCAGGUUCUAGAUGAAGUCGCAGCAGCAAAUACCUGGGCGAGAAAAUCCAGCAACACAGUGAAAACUGAUGAGCUUUCCCAAAAAGGCUACUUCAGAAAACAAAUGGAUAUUCAGAAAUGUGAAGGGGAUUCCAGGCAAUUAGACACAAAGUAUACCCGUCCUCAAGCUUUGAAACAAGCUUUAAAACUGGAAAGGCAGCCUGUUGAAACCCAAAAGAAGACAUUACAAGAGUUGGUGUCGCCACUGAAGGCCCACAGACUUAAAGCAAUCCGGCAAAAAACCAAGAAUGCAGUGGUCAGUAUUCUUGACUCUGAGGAAGUAUGUAUGGAACUUUUGAAAGGGAGUGGUGCUCAAGAAUGUGUAAGGGAAGUACUUAGAAUAUCCUGCGAUGGAAACAUGAUCCAUAUUUAUCAUCCUAAUGAAGGAAGAGGUUUCCCGAUAGACAACAGACCACCAUCUCCACCAGAGGAAGUAUUUGUUUACAGUUUUGAUGACUUACCAGAAAGUUAUUGGAAGAAAUACCAGUAUGCAUCAAAGUUUGUACAACUGGUGAGAUCCAAAACGCCCAAAAUCACACUGUAUACCAAGUAUGGCAAAUGCAUGUUGAUGGAGAAUGGUCCACAAGCUGAUGCUGAAGUCUGUUUUUAUGAUGGAGCAAAAGUUAACAAGACAUCAGAGAUUAUUCGUAUCAUAGAAAAAUCUGGGAAAUCUCACACACUCCGAGGAGGAAAAAUGAAUGACCUGGGUGAAGGAAUAAAAUGUUAUAUGGAACAUGCACAGGAGGCUCAUCAGACUUGUCUAGAGCUGGAAUCAAUUAUAGCUGCACAAGAAGGUAGAAAGGAAAAGCAGAUUUCAUUUUUCCCAAUAAUUAUUGGAAGGCGGCCUGCAAACAUUGAUUCUACGCUCUCCCCAACUUCAACAGUGGAUCGAAAGCAUGCAGUGCAGGAGCAACCACUGAUUCCGAGCCAGACUGCAAGCAUUAGUCCUUCAAUUUGUUUCUCUGAAGAAUCAAUUUUAACAACUUUCACUGAUGUUAAAAAUAAAUCUGUACCUUCAACACAGACCGUAAUAUCUCCAAGUCCAGGACAGGUGCUGAAAUCUGUUUUUGUACCUAAUGUUGGCUGGGCAUCUCAGCUCAACAGUGGAGAAGUCUGGGUUCAAUUUAAUGAUGGUUCUCAGCUCCUGGUGCAAGCUGGAGUUACAGCUGUUGUUUACACAUCUCCUCAGGGGCAAUCAAUCAGGUAUGGGCAGAAUGAGAGGAUUCCUGAUCAUGUGAAAGGAAAGCUACAGUGCCUCUCAUCAAUCCUCGGCUUGCUGGCAAAUCAAACAAACUAACAUUGAAGCCACUGACACAUGUAUAAUCUUUCAAAGUGUCAAUAUUGUCUUCUAAACAGUUUCUUGUACUUGUCAAUUGUUUUCUGCGAAUUAGAUUCAUAAGCUUCCCCUUUAUACAUGUUUCUGAAUAAUAACUAACAGUAGAUGCUUAAAAAAAGAUAAGUUGUUUGAUGUAGCACAUGUAAAUGCUAAACCCAAAGAUGUAAAUAAUUUUGUAUUUAUUGUAAUGUUUUCUUUUGUAUAUGGUAGAUUUUUUAUUUUUUCUAUUUUUCAUGUGCAGGUUAUUUUUGGGUAAACAAAACACAAUGCAUUGAUAUCAGUUGAAAUUGGCAAAUUGUAGGUUUGUAUUUAACAUGUGUAUAAAAGGCAUUUACACAAUUUGUAAGAAAAUUGUAU
Leucoraja erinaceus (little skate) is the source of this 3406-nucleotide messenger RNA. RefSeq names its product polo-like kinase 4 (Drosophila) (gene plk4). The coding region runs from base 116 to 3010 and encodes 964 amino acids. Gene Ontology annotation, molecular function: protein binding; protein kinase activity; ATP binding. The record is from RefSeq and is a predicted model, not a curated record. The transcript is spliced from 16 exons. Lineage: Eukaryota; Metazoa; Chordata; Chondrichthyes; Rajiformes; Rajidae. Gene Ontology annotation, biological process: protein phosphorylation.